This is a messenger RNA of Oryzias melastigma (Indian medaka), 2690 nucleotides long. It is a transcript of the gene bin3, whose product is annotated as bridging integrator 3. Gene Ontology annotation, biological process: actin cortical patch localization; plasma membrane tubulation; endocytosis. Lineage: Eukaryota; Metazoa; Chordata; Actinopteri; Beloniformes; Adrianichthyidae. Bases 22 to 900 code for a protein of 292 amino acids. The record is from RefSeq and is a predicted model, not a curated record. Gene Ontology annotation, cellular component: cytoplasm; actin cortical patch. Gene Ontology annotation, molecular function: protein binding; lipid binding. The transcript has 9 exons.
GUAUGUAUUUCAUUAGAGGAAAUGCGAACGUCUAAGCUUUGGCUGACUUCCUGUUUAGAGCUCGAGUGUCGAGUAGUACGAAGGUAUGUUUGUCGGAAGAUAAAGAUUACAGCUGGGCAUAGAAGGAGAAAAAUCGCUCCCAAGAUGAGCUGGUUCAAGAUUGGACAACCAAAAAAGCAGAUUGUCUCUAAAACUGUUGAAAGAGAUUUUGAGCGAGAAUAUGAUAAGCUACAAAAACUGGAGGAUCAGACAAAGAAGCUCCACAAAGACAUGAAGAAAAGCACAGAAGCGGAUUUAGCCAUGUCCAAAGCAGCUGUGAAGAUCUCCGUGGAUCUGCUGAACAACCCGCUGUGUGAGCAGGACCAGGCGUUCCUGGAGGCCAUGAAUGCUUUAGAUACAGCCAUGAAAAGGAUGGAUUCAUUUAACCAGGAGAAGGUCACCCAAAUUCAGAAGACUGUUAUCGACCCUCUGAAAAAGUACAGCGGCGUCUUCCCCAGCCUCAACAUGGCGGUGAAACGUCGGGAGCAGGCCCUGCAGGACUACAAGCGUUUGCAGUCUAAAGUGGAGAAGUAUGAAGAGAAGGACAAAACCGGGCCCGUCAUGGUGAAGCUGCAUCAGGCAAAAGAAGAGCUCCGACCAGUCAAGGAAGACUUUGAGGCGAAGAACAAGCAGCUGCUGGACGAGAUGCCCAAGUUCUACCAGAGCCGCAUCGACUACUUCCAGCCAAGCUUUGAGGCUCUUAUCCGGGCGCAGGUGGUCUAUUUCACUGAAAUGUACAAGAUCUUCAAUGAUUUAACGGACCAGAUCGACCAGGCAGGCAUGACCGACGACCAGAGGCAGAAGGAGACCGAGGCCAAGCUUAGCGAGUUGCGGGCUCUGUCCAUUGUUGCAGACGACUGAGAAUGGAGGGCCGAACGUUGGGAAGUGCUCUUUUCAUGCCUUUCUGAAUGGAUUUUGCUCUUUUCAAAGUUCAGACGGACUGCAUUGGCCUUAACUUGAUUAUCAGUUUGUUUCCUCGUGGCCUCAUCAACCCCCCAUCUUUAUUUGCAUGACACUCUGUUUCUUUGUCUGUACAUAAACUCAAAGCAGCCCAGUGCUGCAAAAAACGGAUCCAUCAACCAAGUGCAAGAAAAGCCAAGAAGUUGUUGUGUUUUUUUUAUUUAAGCGAAGGAUUCGCAUCAAGUUUAUAUUAUAGGUGAGAGAUAAUCAUCAGAUUUUAAGUCAGCGUUAAAAGUAUAAACGGGGGCCUUAAUUACUCUCACUAACAAUGUUACUAACAGUCUGACAAAGAUAAAUAAACACUAAAAUGAAUAAUUUUGUAACAAACUGCAGGUUAAAGGAAACACUAGUUCUUUAACUUGAUUUCAUGUUAUUUUAGGUUAAGCUCUGUGCCACGAGGGAAAAUAAUUUACAUUGUUGAUAUCUGUUACAACUACUGUGUCCACAUUGUCCCUCAAAGGAAGAAGAAAUCAUCUAUAAUAGAAUUAUAACUACCUUGUAAAGUGGAUGGCUCGGAAUGAUGGAAGACGUUUGCCCAGAUCUGUAAGGCUUGGGACCCCCUCUAGUGGUCACUUCAGGCUAUAACAUUUAGAGUUCACAACAUCCACUGUUCUUUUAUCGUUAGUAGUGGGUAGUUUUGUUUAUUAGCACAGGACCUCACACAAUAUUGGCUUUCUAGAGUGUCCUUUCUGUUCCUCAACACCAGGGAUUGAAGCCAGUGUUUUGUUUUUGGCUUCUUAGUUUGGGACCAAAUCCUUCUGCCAUUGCACUCAUUUGUUCCAGUUGAUGAAUCAUGGUCAAGGUAAAAAGCACUACGGGAUGUACAUGGAGAUAUUCUAAUGUCACUUUGUUUUUUAUAAGGUUUUAUACCUUGUUAACUUAUUUGUUUUUUCUUUUACAUCCUUGAAGGAACUGCUAAAUCUUUUUUCAUGCUGGGGGAUCACUUGUGAUUUGUGAAAACAUUUUGGUUGUAAUUUUUCAUCAACUUUCAGUGAAAUUUAUCACAAUCUUUAUUUAAUUAGCACCAAAAGCAAUCAUGUAAUAUAAGAUGAGUACAAAAUUAAUUUCUUAAUAGAUAUUUUAAAGUAAAAAAAAAAUCCAGUUGUAAUAGAUUAUUCUUUUUAUUUAUUACAAUUCUCUGCAGAUUAAAAUGCCAAUUUUUCCAGUUUGUUUAUGGAGAAUUAUAGUCAUUUACAUGAUUAGCUAAUACAGCUGUAGCGUACAAACCUCCAGUUAAUGCACAUUUUAUGAGAACCAUGUACACAUGCCACAUUCCCUUAGGAAAAUAGUGCAAUGUAAAGAAAAUGUUAAUUUUAUGACCUUUUUUAUGUGAUUCUACAAUUAAAGAAUUAGUGUUCCCAAAACGUUGUCUUGUGAGUCAUGGAGUUAACUUUAAAUGGAAAGAAAACUGAGAUUAAAGGAAAAAAAAAAUCUCUCUUAAAGCAACAGCAUGUUCAACAGGAAGCUUUCUGUUUGAUGCACUACAGGAAUUUGGGGACUGUUUUCUCGGUUGAUGGUUUUUCCCUUAACGGAUGUUACUGUCGAGUCAAAGUGGCAUCUUGCUGUACAUGCUCGACAGCUGUUCCUGGAAGACUUUGCGGAUGUCGUUGCGUCUGCUUUUCAGGGUUGGCGUGAGAAGUCCGUUGGCGAUGCUGAACAUCUCCGGAUGCAAAUAAAGAUCCUUUACCUGA